Molecule: messenger RNA, 827 nt
Organism: Prionailurus viverrinus (fishing cat)
Lineage: Eukaryota; Metazoa; Chordata; Mammalia; Carnivora; Felidae
Gene: RETNLB
Product: resistin like beta
Exons: 4
Cellular component (GO): extracellular region
Molecular function (GO): hormone activity
Source: RefSeq, a predicted model, not a curated record
GGCACCUCAUGUCUACUGUGUUUUGUAUCCACCCAAACCCCUAACACCGCUUAUCUUCAAAACCCCCUUUCCCUCAUGCCCAUGAAUUAAUGUUCACAAUUUCAUUGCCUCUUUGUGCAAGUCCAUCACGCUUGUAAGCUUUCUGAUCCUAAGAAAAAUGGAGCAAGGACCCUUACUCGCAGUUCUUGUCUCCUCCCAGGCAUUAGCCUCUCUUGCAUUUCAAUCCUGCAUCUGCUCUUUUGCUGGACAAGAGAGAACUCCAGACCCAGAGUCUACAACACCUUCCUGCUCAGGAUCUUGGCUGAGGAUGUGAUACCUGCUACCUUGGGCCUAUGAAAAGAGAAGAUCAAGGAUGAAAAUCCAAUGAAUUGAGGAUGGUAGAAAAAAAGGGAAAGCAUCAGGCCUGAUCUCCAACAAGAACCUUCAAUCAAACACUAUGCUUCUGGUUAACCCCAGGACAUUGCUGUUCUACAGGAUGAAGCUUACGUCUUACUUCCUUCUCAUUCUCAUCCUCCUUCUCCAGCUGAUGAUCCCAAGGUAUGCUCAGUGUUCCUUGGACUCCAUCGUGGACACAAAGAUAAAGGAAACGUUAAAAAAAAUUUAAAAAAAAAAUCCUGCCCCAGCAAAGUAGAUUUCAUGUACCAGUAUCUUUAGCUCAGGCAAACUGUCUUCCUGCCCUGCAGGAAUGGUUGUCACCAGCUGUGCUUGUGGCUAUGGCUGUGGUUCCUGGGAUAUCCAGGGAGAAACCACAUGCCACUGCCAGUGCAGCACUAUAGACUGGACCACUUCCCACUGCUGCCACCUGACCUGAGGGCGAGGAGGAUGAC